Messenger RNA from Pocillopora meandrina, 1312 nucleotides. Lineage: Eukaryota; Metazoa; Cnidaria; Anthozoa; Scleractinia; Pocilloporidae. The record is from the annotation of a GenBank genome assembly.
GAAUUGAAAAGUUUGUACAAUGGUGCUUCCUAUAAAAGUACGGAUGGCAGGAAAGUAUUGUACCUGAGUGGAGCCCAGCAUUCCUAUGCAGAAACCCCAGCACUCCCGAUUCGAGUUGUCAGCUUCAGUAUCAUGUGUUGGAUAAAGGUUUUGAGCCUUCCAAGUGAUCAUCCAGUUAAUAUCUAUUCUGACUGGUCAGCACCACAUCAAUUCAGAAUCUUUAUUUCUUCACGUGCACAUCAUUCAAUUUGUGCUAAUCUUCGAAAUUCUCGUAGACGUGAAAUGUUGGAUUCUUUCUGUUGCUGGUAAGUGCUUAAGAUACACCUCUUGUUUUCCUCCUUUUUAUGAUAGAUUUCGCCAUAGAAAACAAAACACAAACGCAACAAACUAAACAUUCAGUAACGGGGGUUUUUUGUUGUAAUCGUGGCCUAAACACCGCACGCGAGCAACCGUCUUAGUCAGUCUUCGUGGAAAUCUUCGUUUGUUGCACGCGGUUCUCCUUCGUAGGGCUUAACCGUACUCGCAACUUCUAUUUCUUCUUCACCACUUGAGUACGAUUUAUUAAAACUCUCGGUAGAGCUUGCUAAGGUAGGUAUACAUCGCUAUCAGACAUUAUUUCAAGAGUAUUUAAACACUGACUGAUACAAGAUUACAAGAGAUGUGAAAGAUUUUUGAGUGUCAACGGAGAGUUUUCACAGUUUUCUACGUCAUCACCCGCUAAUUCGUUACCAGUCUACGGGACACUUUUAAGACAACGCAGAGCAGUUUAGGACCCGAAAAAAAACUAGUUUUAAGAAACUUUUAUUCUCUCGGAAUUGGUUUGUACAUGUGAUAAGAAAAAUAUUUACGGAAAAAUGUUCGUGUCAUAGAAGCUUUAAAAUACACCUUUUCUUUCCCUACGUAAUAUUAAUAAAUAGGAGGAGACACGUAGAGCACUCAAGUAUGUUUCUCAGAGCAAUUUACCCUCGUGAGAAGUCUACUGAGAAGCGGAGAUUUGUGCAAAGCCUCAUUUUCUUUUAUGUUCUCUCAUAAUCAAAGGAAGAUCAUCCCCAAUAGAUGGAUGCACGUGGCGUUCACCUGGAGCCGAGACAGAAAAGAGGGAGUUCUGUUCAUUGAUGGAAUUAUAGGAGGUAGCAGGAGAGUUUCUAGUGCUCUUUUAGACCUGAACGAAAAUGAUCAUACAGUUUUCGACAUUGGUUUGAAACGAGACGACAUGAAUAAACCGACUUUUGAUGGGUACAUGAGAGAUCUCCUAGUGGUUGAUAAAGCGCUAUCAGGAGAUGAAGUGAAAUACAUGAAAGACAUACUUUAA